Messenger RNA from Salvia splendens (bonfire salvia), 811 nucleotides. Its product is annotated as vesicle transport protein SFT2B. Gene Ontology annotation, cellular component: membrane. Gene Ontology annotation, biological process: vesicle-mediated transport. Lineage: Eukaryota; Viridiplantae; Streptophyta; Magnoliopsida; Lamiales; Lamiaceae. The record is from RefSeq and is a predicted model, not a curated record. Bases 42 to 512 code for a protein of 156 amino acids. The transcript has 6 exons.
AUAAGCUGUUGAUUAAACAAAAAAUUGUGAAAUUCUGGACAAUGUGGAGUUCUAGCCAAGAUGAUGAAGAACAGCAAGAUUACUUUGUUGAAGGGACUGAAGGUCUCUGCUCUCUAUCUCCUAUGCAGAGGAUGUAUGGGUUCGGUGCUUGUUUACUAGCUGGAGUUGUUUGUAUGUUCUUGUCGUUGAUUGUUUUUGCGAAACCCAUCAAAUUCGCGGUAUUAUUUACCUUUGGCAAUGUGCUGGCAGUUGGGAGCACAGCUUUUGUCAUUGGACCUAAGCAACAGCUCCUCAUGAUGCUUGAUGAUGCCCGCAUAUAUGCUACAGCAAUCUACGGCGGAUGUGUGAUCGUGGCUCUUAUUUGUGCUCUUUUGAUCCACAGUAAGAUUCUUACCUUAAUUGCCGUGAUAUGUGAAAUUUGUGCUCUAUUUUGGUACAGCUUGAGUUAUAUUCCAUUUGCCCGUAGAAUGGUAUCUGAUCUGACAAUUCGUCUCUGUGACACCGAAAUCUAGAUGACUUAAUGUGGCUAUCUUUUUCCUUAUUGCCUUCACAAAAUUGAAGCAUCCUCGUUUGGCUGGCUCUUGACUCUCUUGAUAUGGCAAUAUUCCAUUUGUUUCUUUUUCCAGCGCAUGAUAUAAGCUGUUUCACUCCAAGUUUGUUGUGGGAGACUAAAAUUUCUUUUAUGAUUUUAUAGAUCCCCCUGGCUUCAUAUGGUUUGAUUGAGAGCAUGUCAAGUGCUACUAUCUUCUUAAGGCUUGUUUCUUGGAUAUGGAUCUUUUGGUUUGAUUAACGAUUUGUGUGAGCUUUUGUA